AUGCUUGGCAAGGUCAGUCCCAGCAGCAGUUAGUGAGUAAAACAGGAGUGGAAAUAACACAAAGCAAUUGAGAAGAGGAGGCUACAAUAAUAAAUGACUUCGCUGAGUUUCUGAAUCUCUUAAGAUGUUCUUCUUGGGCUAUACUACUCUGAUUUUAUCUUGGAUGUAUUGUACUGCAGAAAGAGCUUGUGAAGAACCUCCUCCUAGAAGGGUUAAAGAAGUGCCUACUGAAAGAUGGGACAAACCUCCCUAUCCACAUGGUACCAAAGUAACAUACAGAUGUCGGCCUGGAUAUAUAAAACUUGGAAGAAUUGUGUUUGAGUGUGCUGAUGGAGCAUGGAAGCAAAACCUCCCAGCAGCAGAAUGCAAAAAUAAGCCCUGUGGACAUCCUGGCGAUACUGAGUUUGGUUACUUUGAGCUUACCAGUGGAACUGAAUUUGUAUUUGGUGCCAGGGUUGAGUACAGAUGUAAUGAUGGAUACCAGAUGCUCAGCCAAAGAAAUUACCGUGAGUGUCAGGCAAAUGGAUGGAGCAAUGACAUCCCUCACUGUGAAGUGGCAAAGUGCUUACCUGUACAAGCACCAGAAAAUGGAAGAAUGGUUAUGAGUGGUGCAUUUGAGCUAGACCGAGAAUAUUCCUUUGGCCAGGUUGUAAAUUUUGAAUGUAAUGCAAAAUACAGACUUGUUGGAUCUAAAGAAUUAAUUUGCUCUUCUAAUGGGAAAUGGAAUAGUGAUGUGCCUGAGUGCCAAGAGAUUAUCUGUGAGGUGCCAAAAAUUCUGCAUGGGUAUGUACGUUCUCCAAAGAGUUCUUACAAGGAAUCUGAUCAACUGCUGUUUGCCUGUGACGAAGGAUACAGAUAUGGUGAAAGAGCAGAUGCGCGAUGUACUGAAUCAGGAUGGAAUCCCCCCCCCCAUUGCACUGAAACUGUAUGCUAUCCUCCAAGAAUUCCCCAUGGGGGCUUUGGACCUCGACAAGAUACCUACGGAGUAGGUAAUAUCAUCACAAUAGAGUGUGAUCCUGGAUUUCAUUUUAAAGCAUUGACUGGCAGAAGCACAGCUCAAUGCACCAAGAACGGAUGGGUGCCUGAUCCACGUUGUGUCCAGAAACCAUGUGACUACCCAGCUAUAGAAAAUGGCAGGUUAAGUGAUGCAUACGAGUACUACAGAGGCUAUUACUUUCCAAUGACGGUUGGGCAGCAUUCCAUUUACUACUGCAAUCGUGGUUAUUCAAGCCCGAAUGGACGUGGCUGGAUUCAAAUAGUCUGUUCUGAAAGGGGCUGGUCUCCAGAGCCUAAGUGCCUCAAAGAAUGUCGGGUUGGACAUCUGGAAAAUGGUUAUUUCUUAAAUGGCCAGAAGGAUGUUUACAAGGAAGGUGAAAGAGUUAAGUAUAUCUGCAAAGAUGACUACUAUACUGAACAUGAAGAUGGGGAAGUCACAUGCACAAAGGAUGACUGGUCACCUCCUCCGAGAUGUAUCCGUAAAAAAGGAUGCCGGAGCGUGCAUUUUGACAACGGUUACUUCACUGAGAGGAGAACAUUUCGUUUACAAGAGGAGGUCUUCUAUCAUUGUUAUGGUGGCUUUGUGACUCCAGAAGGAAAAGAAACAGGAGUGACGCAGUGUCAAGAGAAUGGCUGGGCUCCACCUCCAGAGUGUAUCAAAUCAUGUAAAACAUAUUCCGACACUUUCAGUUGGCACACAAAUAAAACUGUGUUCAUGCCUGAAGAUACAGUCGAGUAUGCGUGUGCGGAAGGAUAUAAAACUGCAAAUAAUACGCCAAUCGGUACCACGACAUGUGGCAUAAAUGGUGAAUGGAGUCCAACACCCCAGUGUCUUGCAAUAGAAUGUGAAAUGCUGACAUUGCCCAAUGGAGAGUUUUCUCCCAAGAGGGGUAGAUACAGGAAUGGACAUGUUGUGAAAUUUACCUGUGCAAAGAAUUAUGUGAGAGUGGGACCUGCUUCUACUCAGUGCUAUUAUUUUGGAUGGUCUCCAUCACCACCAGUGUGUAAAGUAAAUGCCACAGGCUGUGGGCCUCCACCUGAGAUUACCAAUGGACAUAUUGUUGGUGGCUCCGUGGAACACUAUCAGCAUGGGAAAAGAAAGCAAUAUACGUGCAACAUGGAAUUUAAAUUGGUUGGAUCAAAGGAAAUUGAAUGUGUUGAUGGACAAUGGACAUCUGCUCCCUCUUGCAUUGAAGACAAAAUGCCAUGUGGAUCCCCUUCCUCUAUUCCAAAUGUUGUUCUUCAUCAGGAAGACCGCACCCAGUUUUCUCAUGGUGAUGAAGUAAUUUGUGGAUGCACACGAGGCUCUGGCAAUUAUGAGGAAAAGAAAAUAAGAUGUUUCAAUGGGGAAUGGAAGCCAUUACCUCUUUGUGCUGAUCCAUCUCCUCGGUGUGUACUUCCAAUGGAUGUUGAGCUUGUGAACACAGAUCGUCCUUCCAGGCCAAGAAGUACAACUAGGUUGCAUGGAGUUAUCCAGUAUAGAUGUAAAUCAGCUGACAGAACUGUUAAACAGGCAGCUUGUGUGUCUGGAAAAUGGUCACCAGAGAUUGAAUGUACAGCUGAGCAGAGCAGAUGCCCACCUCCACCUCAGUUGCCUGGUGCUCAACAGAUAACAGCUGGAAGGAAUUACAAGCAUGGGAGUAAAAUAGCUAUUUCAUGUCAGAAGGAUUUUCAGCUCAUCGGUGUGAAUGAAAUAACAUGUAUAGAUGGAAAAUGGCAAUCACCACCUCAAUGUGUAGAAAGACCAUGUUUGCCGCCACAACCCAUAGAAUGUGCUGAUGUUCCCAGGCUGGAAAAUCCAAACUUUAAAAUGAAAAGAGAAGGGAAAACAAUUUAUCUGGCUGGUGCUAGACUUAAGUAUGUUUCUCAUUCUGGAUACACGUUAGAUGGACCAUCAGAAAUAACUUGUUCUGUGGGAAAAUGGACUGCAUCUCCUACAUGCUUGGAAAUGCCUUGUGGAGAAAUUCCAAAUGUUGCCAAUGCUCAAAUUGAAGGCAGAAACAAGAAAAUGUAUGAGCCUGGUGAAACAAUUCGCUAUCAGUGUAAUAACGGGUUCCUGAUCAUUGGACCCCCUGAAAUUAUUUGCAGGGAAGGAAACUGGACAGCACCACCUUUCUGUGAAGAUGCUACCUGUGGAAUUGCACCUGAAAUCCCUAAUGCUUAUAUUACAAGUGUUCAACAGCAGAGGUAUCUACCUGGUGCCAGAGUGCAGUAUGAAUGUGAAAGCAAUUAUCAAAUGAUAGGCGGACAUUAUGUCACUUGUACAAAUGGAGAAUGGUCACAAGCACCAACCUGCAGAGAUUUGACAUGUGAACCUCCUCCAGAAAUUGCUGGUGGUAAGGUUCAAGGUGUUAAAAAGUCAAGGUAUUUGCCUGGAGAGAGUGCUCGCUAUCAGUGCUGGCAAGGUUUUCAGAUGACAGGGGAUUCCACUGUAGUGUGUCGGAAUGGGACCUGGACAGAGCUGCCAAAGUGCAAAGGGAAAGGUGGGAAAUGUGGCCCAGCUCCAGUUAUUGAAAAUGGAGACAUUCUUUCCUUCCCUGAGCAGGAGUAUCCACAAGGUACAACUCUGCAAUACAAAUGCCCAAGUCUCUACAUCCUGGAAGGAUAUCAGUAUAUCACCUGUACUAAUGGGCAGUGGACAGACCCUCCAGUUUGCCUAGUGGCCUGCACAGCAACUGAAGAAGACAUGGGUAGAAAUAAUAUUGAGCUGAAAUGGCGCAGAACAAAAAAGCUGUAUUCCACAUCAGGUGACAUUAUUGAAUUUCGGUGCAAAAGAGGGUAUUUGGAGGACCCAGCCUCUCCCUCAUUCAGAGCACGUUGUAAGGAAGGAAUUAUAGAAUAUCCACUGUGCAAACCAGGCAAGACCUGUACAGUGAAUGAGACUUCUAUGGAAACAAAUAAUAUUCAAUUACGGUCACCAGGCUGGUCAUACAGUUACACCUAUCACACUGGAGAUUAUAUUUUAUUUGAAUGCAAAACGUCUCACAGUCAAGUUUCAGAAACUGAGAAAUUUACAGCAAAGUGCUGUGAUGGAGUGAUUGAGUAUCCAACAUGUAAAUAAAUCUGCAGCCUAGUUUGGAUAAAUGAAAAUGGCAUGAAGGAGCCCAGAUGUGGAAAUGAAAGAUCCCUCAACAAACCCAUUGAUCUCAGCUCAGUUUUUCCUGGCAUUUCCUAGUUUGUUGUGCUUUGUUUGCAGCUUAGCCAAUGUUCUGUCUUGGAAUUUGUUACUGUUCUUCUUUUUGGUUUUGGAUCCAUAUUUACAUUUUAUCAAUUUUUGCAACUGCAUUUACAUUUUGUAAAUGUGUUUACAUUUUAUCCAUCCAAGGGGCUGUGCUUACAUUUUUAUGCAUUCUAUAUUGAUCUCACUGUUAUUUUUCAUUAGCAAUUGUGUCCUGAAAUAGAAUUAAAGCCCACAGGUAGUUUGGUCAUCAUCAAGUAGAGUGUGUUCAGCAUUGUCUGUUCUUAGCUUCUUCUCCAUGCACUUGCCUGGAAACUACCCUGGGGUCACGGUGGUGGUGAUUGUCCUGACAGCCUGAUCAGGGUGAGCAAGUGAGGGGAGUCUUCUGUAAGUGACUCUGGUAAGUCUCUACAUCACAGACCCAGUUCUUAUGGGGGAAUUGAGCCUCCCUGACAAUUGAUGGUAGGGCAAGAUGUUUGGAUGCAAAUAACUGGGAUUUCUGGCUGGAGGUGGGAGGUACUUUUUAGUCCAGAUCCUGGAAUGGGAGCUGCCACUUAUCUAAGAUUUUUUGAAAACCCAUGUGGACAACCCACCUUGUACUGUGCAGCAAGGUGUAAUAAUUUUGCAUUGGCUGUUGGUGCCUUCAUCUCAGAGGGCUUUUUUCUUUAACCUCAUUUAAUUUCACCAAGGUCGUGAAAAUCAACUAAACCAGCAUACUAUGUGUGUAUAGUGAAAGGAGCCUAUCUUAAUAUUCAGGUGAGGUAUUAAUAGGGGUUGAUUUCUUUCUAAGGAAAUGAAGGAAGAAAUAAUUCUUGUGUUGUUUCUUUUGCUGGAUGAUAAGGAAGGUUUCAGAACAGCGAGAUCUUUGCUUUGACAUCUCCAUAACCAGACAUAUUCUUCUUAGAAUAAAAUGUGAAGAGAACAAAGGUGAGCUGACUCCCUGAGCAGAGGUCAGGUCUUUUUUUGCAGGGACCUGCAGCUCAAGACAAGAUAAAUCAAUGCUGAAGUUCUUCUAUAACAGUGGGCUCCAAAGUGAGGUGCUUGCACCCCAAAGGGUUUGUAAGACGAUCCAUGGGGAUGCAGGAAGAAAAUACUAGAAUUGCUGGUUUAUAUAUAUCGUUUUGUAAAAAAAAUAAAAUAGUGUGUUACUGAUAUUUAAUCCUCAGAUGUGACAGUGAUGAGUUCUCAAACUAACCCUCACAUAAUGGACAAGUAGCUUAAAAAGAUUCUUUGCAAAGAAACUGCAGACAAACACGCAAGCAAAUGACAAGAAAAUGGCAGAGCUGACAAUUGUGCUCCUAGUAUGACCUCUUUAUCAGCCACCCUGAGAUACAAACAACGUCUCUCUAAUUGCAAUUGAAAAGAAGUGUAUAAACAAAAAUUAGAAAUGGUGAAGACUAUUUGAAAUACAAAUUUAAAUCUGCUAUUGUUAAUGAUGAACUUUGCCCUUAAUACAUUGUGCCUUAAGAUAUUAGAUAAUGCUAGCAAGACAUUUAAAAAAUAAGUAUCCAGAACAUGAAUACAAACCUCUACAAUUGUUUUAGUGAUGCUUUAAGUCACUCAAACCAGUACUUCAACAAAUUUCAUUAUUGACAGUCACUAUUUGGGUAUACAGUUGGGAUGACCUGAGUGAUGGUGAUUUUCUUGAGAAUGUACUUCCACCAUCUGGGAAAUGGGUAUUGCCACCUUCUUCUGAUAAUGGAAAUACCACUAUCUUCCCUUUGAAAGAAUAUACAGUGGAAUUUGGAUAUCAGUAUUUCUGUGAAAUUAAGGAGAAUAAUAUUGUCAGAUAGAAUGCUGGUCUACCAAAGAGACCUAUUAGGUUGUUGAGGAUGUGUAUUCUAUAAAACAAGAUACAAAAAAGAAAUACAAAUAAAAUAGAACUAGAAAGAUACAAAAAAGUUACUUCUAUUUUUAAGACCAAAUGCCUUUUAAUUGCAAGCCCCAACAAACCACCAUGGAAAAAGGUAUCUAAUUUUAUGUGAAAAGCAGCUCUGUCCCAUGAUCUCUGUUUUUACUGAGCAAGCAUGCCAAGAGAGAACGAGCUUCACAAACUGUUCAUUGCUUCACAUGAAUAACAUGGUGUUUUUUUUCCUUAUUGAAAAUAAUUAAUGUGUUAAUAAAACCAUACUGUAUUUUAAUAAAGUCAUUAAUAUUUCAUUGCA
Molecule: messenger RNA, 6339 nt
Organism: Apus apus (common swift)
Lineage: Eukaryota; Metazoa; Chordata; Aves; Apodiformes; Apodidae
Gene: CFH
Product: complement factor H
Exons: 24
Coding region: 125-4057 (1310 amino acids)
Source: RefSeq, a predicted model, not a curated record